AUGAAGUUUUUUAUUUUUGCUAUAGCAACAUUUACACUUGUAAAUGGAGAUGCGGAUUAUGCGUUUGGUGUUGAUGUAGAGAAUGCCACUAAAGUUAAAGUGGAGCUGUCGCAAGGCACAAUUCAAGGUUACGAGCUAAAGACAGAUCUUGGGACUGCUAAUGUUUUUAAGGUAUUGUUUUUUAGCUUUGAAGUUUAUAUUAAAGUAAAGCCGAGCUUCACCUAGGUCAUGGAUAUGCUAGGCUUAUUUUUGAAAAUUUGUAAAAUCUUUGUUUACAAGACUUUUUUUCGCUUUCAACUCUUUCUUCUUUAUCCAACAUCCUAAAAACCACCUUACAUGAUGGAAUAGCCAUGCCUUAUCUUAUUCUUACAAAGAUUUGACAAAAUCACAGCAAUCCCGUGCUACAUCACGAGAGGGUCAAAACUUAAUUCUCACUUUUUACACCGCAAAAAAAUUUUUUCAAUAAAAGCAAAUGCCACCAACCGAUUGAAACUUUGUUAUAUCAAGACAGUCUCCAGUACUUUAUGAGUAUAUAUACCAAGUUUGGUCCCGAUCGAUUCACUUAUAGCCAAUUUAGAUGGGGGGUCAAAAGUUUCUGUCUUCAGUACAGCUCUAGCUUACUUUAAGUUAUUUAAAGCCCAAGCCUUCUCUGCCUCAUUAUACUUUACCUUACCCUAUCAUGCCCUACCAUAUUUUACCGUAAACAGCUGUACCGACCAUUAUCUAGCUCUGUCAAAAAAUCAACUUUUCCCCUCACCCACCGCAUGGUCUUCAACACACCCACCCUGCUCUGUAACUUAAUUUUAAAACGUUGGAACGUUUGAUACUAAUAGCUUGAAGAGAUCAUGCUUUAGAAAGUCCCAUACAUCGAGCCGCCAGUAGGCGAGCUUCGCUUCCACGCCCCAGUACCAGCCAAGUUUUGGAAUGGGGUUUUGGAUGCGACGAAACCGGCCCCGGCUUGUCCACAAAACUACACCAAGAUGUCCAAUUACACAUUGAAAUACGUUCAAGAACAAAGCGAAGACUGUGUGUAUCUUAAUGUUUACGCUGGUCAGCAAUGUAAUGUAAGGUUUUCUUAUAGGAUAGUUAUUGUUUUCUUUAAAAAAAGGUUAGGGUAGCUCUAGGUAGGCGGGUAGGGGUAGGGGUAAAAGUAGGGGUAGGGUUAGAGGUAGGGGUAGAAGUAGGGGUAGGGGUAGGGGUAGGGGUGGGGGUAGGGGUAGGGGUAGGGGUAGGGGUAGGGGUAGGGGUAGGGGUAGGGAUAGGGGUAGGGUACGGGUAGGGGUAGGGGUAGGGGUAGGGGUAGGAGUAGGGGUAGGGGUAGGGGUAGGGGUAGAGGUAGGGGUAGGGGUAGGGGUAGGGGGUAGGGGUAGGGGUAGGGGGUAGGGGGUAAGGGGUAGGGGGUAGGGGUAGGGGAGGGGUAGGGGGUAGGGGGUAGGGGUAGGGGGGUAGGGGUAGGGGUAGGGGUAGGGGGUAGGGGUAGGGGUAGGGGUAGGGGGUAGGGGUAGGGGUAGGGGGUAGGGGAGUAGGGGGUAGGGGUAGGGGGUAGGGGGUAGGGGGUAGGGGUAGGGGUAGGGGUAGGGGGUAGGGGUAGGGGUAGGGGUAGGGGGUAGGGGGGUAGGGGGUAGGGGUAGGGGUAGGGGGUAGGGGUAGGGGUAGGGGUAGGGGUAGGGGUAGGGGGUAGGGGGUAGGGGUAGGGGGUAGGGAUAGGGGUAGGGUACGGGUAGAGGUAGGGGGUAGGGGUAGGGUAGGGGUAGGAGUAGGGGUAGGGGUAGGGGUAGGGGUAGGGGUAGGGGGUAGGGGGUAGGGGAGUAGGGGGUAGGGGUAGGGGUAGGGGGAGUAGGGGUAGGGGUAGGGGUAGGGGUAGGGGUGGGGGGUAGGGAUAGGGGGGUAGGGUACGGGUAGAGGUAGGGGUAGGAGUAGGGGUAGGGGUAGGGGUAGGGGUAGGGGUAGGGGUAGGGGUAGGGGUAAGGGUAGGGGUAGGGGUAGGGGUAGGGGGGUAGGGGUAGGGGGUAGGGGUAGGGGUAGGGAUAGGGGUAGGGUACGGGUAGAGGGUAGGGGUAGGGGUAGGGUAGGGGUAGGGGUAGGGGUAGGGGGUAGGGGUAGGGGUAGGGGUAGGGGUAGGGGUAGGGGUAGGGGUAGGGGUAGGGGGGUAGGGGUAGGGGGUAGGGGUAGGGGGUAGGGGGGUAGGGGUAGGGGUAGGGGUAGGGGGUAGGGGUAGGGGUAGGGGUAGGGGUAGGGGUAGGGGUAGGGGUAGGGGUAGGGGUAGGGGUAGGGGUAGGGGUAGGGGUAGGGAGUAGGGGUAGGGGUAGGGGUAGGGGUAGGGGUAGGGGUAGGGGGUAGGGGUAGGGGUAGGGGUAGGGGUAGGGGUAGAGGUAGGGGGUAGGGGUAGGGGUAGGGGUAGGGGUAGGGGUAAACGUAGGAGUAGGGGUAAAACUACGAAUGAGCGUUGAAAUAGUCGUAUUUUACAGAAACAAAUCAUUUUAGGCCGACAAUCCCUGCACAGUAGUGUUUUACAUUCACGGUGGAGAAGAUCAGUACGGAACGCCGCGCGAGUUCAAUGAUGUUGAGAUUGUGCGCCAUUUCGCUGGGAAAGGCAUUGUUUGGGUAUUACCUUCGUUCAGGCUAGGCAUUUUGGGGUGGAUGGAUAUUGGCCCUCAGAAGUGGCCUGAUGCUCCUUAUAACGCUGGAUUAUUGGGUGGGUUUUUUGAAUAUUGUUUUGUGAGGAGGAGGAACAGAGAGGAGGGUGGGGGGGGAGCAAUGAAAAAAUUUUAUGAAAAAAAAUGGAAAAAGUUCAGCAGAAUCCCCCCCCGCCUUGAUCCAAAAAAAAUUCCGUAACCAUCCCCCCUCCCCCCCCAUUAAGAACACCCGCCCCCACAAAAAAAAACCCCGCCCACAAAAAAAAUUACUUUUCUUACCCCGCCCCAUGGAAAAAAAAUAUCCUCCCCUCUCGCACAUAACGAUAACUCCUGACAAUUCCAAACUAACCCUGUUUUAGAUAUAAUCCAAGCCUUCCGUUGGACCCAACGUGAGAUAUCGGCCUUUGGAGGUAACACUCGCGACAUUGUUUUGUUUGGUCAUAGCAGUGGUGGCCAUUUAGGUUCGGCUCUACUUUCAAGUGUAGCGAUUGAACCGAGAGCAUUCAGUCGAGCUAUACUUUUUAGUCCAGGAAGUAUCGCACAUGCUCAUUUGAAUCGACCUAGAAGUCAGUAUAUACUGGAAGAAGUUGGGGUAGGUUUGGCUACUUUAUCGUAUCCUACAGUAAUUAUAAUUCCUUACAUUAACCUGUCUUAUUUUGCAGUAUCCUACCGUACCUUACCCUAUCCUACCCUACUCUACCCUACCCUAUCCUGCCCUACUCUACCCUGCCUUACCCUACCCUACCACAACCUACCCUACCUUGCCUUAUCCUACCUUCUUAGAGAAUACAGUACCCUUCCUUAUUCUACUCAACCUCUUGCUUUGUCCUACCUAAGUAAGAAAUGCAGUAUCUACUCUACCGUAUUCCUUGCCUACCAUGCCCCAAGGCUAGCCCAGAGACAUCCUACCCAAGCCCUAGCUUAAUCUUUACAUAGACGGCAAAUCCUACAGUAUCCAAAAAGCCCUACCAUAUCCAAACAUACGAUCUCACCUCACUACAUUACAAUAUACCAAAACUUAAUCUUCACUAUUUCUAGUGUUACCUAGAUGACAAACUGAACCCCCUAAACUUCACAGCUAGACUGGACUGCAUGCGAAAAGUACCAGUCGAACAACUAAUCAAUGCCGGUGUACCACUUGAGAAUCAACGACCUAAUGGGUAUAGUGGUGCUCAACCUGACGGCUAUACCUACCUUGAACCUACAGUUAAGGGAUUUGAAGAAAGAUGGCAUGUAAGUUAGAGAACGAUUGUAUUUUUUUGCUUUGUAAAGAAAGUUCUUGCUAUUUUUUGAUUUGUAAAGAAAGUUCUUGCCAUUUAUUAUUUUAUAAAGAAAGUUCUUGCCAUUUUGUGUUUUGUAAAGAAAGUUCUUGCCGUUUUUUGUUUUUUAAAGACAGUUCUUGCCAUUUUUUUUUCAUUGUAAAGAAAGUUCUUGCCAUUUAUUUCUCUUUUUACUUCCACAGCCUGCAGGUAACAUGUUAUACGACAAAUAACAUUUUUAUUGCUUUGAUGUCUUAUAUUAUACAAACCUACAUUAAACUACAUUUUUAGCCCCUCCCCCUCCUAAUAGGCGUAUCAACCCAAGAAAACGACCUAGACGUCGGUUACAAUGACACAGACGUCUGUCUACACUACGUCAACCUCCUCUGUCCCCACCGUCAAGACGAAUGUGCUCAAAAGUGUAGAGAACGUUACAGUAAGCACCGCGACCUACCUAUCAGUGCCUCCUUCGUACACGCAUUUUCAUGGAUAUUAGGACUGGUGAACACGAACAAAGGUGCACCAACCUGGUACCAAGUUUGGGACCAGUACCAUGCUAAUGCUCAUGCUGACGAACUUAUCUUUGCCUUUGGGUUGAAUGCUGAAGAAGGGUUUCAUAGGAAGAACGUUGGGCAUCAGAUUAUGAAGAAGUUUUUCCCCAGAUUGUUGAGGAACUUCAUUUUGAAGGAAGAGCUGAUUGAAGGUAAGGAUAGAUUAUGGUAGGGUGGUGUAAAGUUGAAUAGGGUACAUUAUGCCAGAAAAAGGUGGACUAGAAUAAGGUACAGAAGGCUUGAGUUGGGUAGGGUAGUGAACAGUAAGGUAGGGUAAGGCAGACUACAAUAAGGCAAAGAAGGCUUAGACAGAGUAGGGUAGGCCUAGGUAUGGUAAAAUGAAAUAAGACAGAAAAGGCUUCGAUUGUGUAAGCUAGAGCAAGGUUUGGCUAAGAGAAGCUAGAAAAAGUGUUUUAAACAAAAAAAAAUAAGCCUAAAAGUCCAAAAAUAAGCCUAAAAGCCCAAAAUAAGCUUGAAAGCCCAAAAUUAAGCCUAAAAUGCAGAAAUAAGCCUAAAGAUACAAAAAAAGAAAGAAAUAUAAGAAUAAGCCUAAAGUUCUCAACAUAAGCCUGUAAAUCCAGAAAUAAGACUAAGAAGCUAAAUAUCAGCUUAAAAAUAUCAAAAUAAGCCUAAGAGUAGAAAAACUAAGACUAAAAAGCCGAAUAUGCUCAAUAAUUCAAAAUUAAGCCUAUAAAUUUAAAAAGAAGCCUUAACACAAUAAAUUAAGCCUAAAAUCCUGAAGACGUCAUAAGAAUUCAAAAUUUAACCUAGGAACAUAAAAUAAGCCUAAACACCCCACCGCAGACCGUGCCAAAGCCUAUAGAACAGCGCAAGGCUACAAACCAAGCCUAAGCCAACAAACCACUUCUAAGCCUACAGGCCAAGACUGAGUUUACAAACCAACGCCUGAACUAAAAACCAAUCCUAACCCUAAACUUCUUUUCAGACUGGCGCCCAAUGGACGAAAACGGCCGAAACUACUACUACAACAACAUCAAAGCCAUCGGAAAGCCAAGUAACUACACAAUAGUCCAAAAGCCUCACUUUGUCGCCGGCCAGAUCUUUGACGAACCUGCCAUCGACUUUUGGUGGAGAGACCUAGCUCACAUACAUACCCAUAAAGAAGACCAUGACAAACCUCAUCCACCCCCUCCACCACCACCCCACCCAGACGACAUUCGAGGCGUGCCUUUGUGGAUUUUCAUUACUGUCAUCAUUAUUACCAUCAUAUUGGCUAUGUCAUUGUUUGUUGUCAUUGGAGUGCCGAUUAUUUGGAAGACUAGACAGUCUAACAAACAUUGA
Bursaphelenchus okinawaensis is the source of this 5748-nucleotide messenger RNA. Lineage: Eukaryota; Metazoa; Nematoda; Chromadorea; Rhabditida; Aphelenchoididae. The record is from the annotation of a GenBank genome assembly.